Columba livia (rock pigeon) is the source of this 2131-nucleotide messenger RNA. It is a transcript of the gene TMEM82, whose product is annotated as transmembrane protein 82. The record is from RefSeq and is a predicted model, not a curated record. The coding region runs from base 787 to 1773 and encodes 328 amino acids. Lineage: Eukaryota; Metazoa; Chordata; Aves; Columbiformes; Columbidae. The transcript has 6 exons.
AGGGCUCAAAAUGGCGGCACCAGAACAGCCUCAGGGCUCAAAAUGGCGGCCAGAGGGGUGGCGGGAUCACCUCAUACCAAGAAAGGCCUUGAGGUGCUGGAGUGAGUGGAGAGGAGGGAACGGAGCUGGUGAGGGGCUGGAGCACAAGUGUGAUGGAGCGGCUGAGGGACCUGGGGGGUUCAGCUGGAGAACAGGAGCUGAGGGGAGACCUUCUGAUCUCUGAACUGCCUGAAAGGAGCUUGGAGCCAGGGGGGUCGGGCUCUGCUCCCCAGGAACAAGCGCCAGGAGCAGAGGAAACGGCCUCAAGUUGUGCCGGGGAGGUUGAGGUUGGAUGUGGGAACAAUUUGUUCCCCAAAGGGCUGUGGGGCAUUGGAACAGGCUGCCCAGGGCAGUGCUGGAGUCACCAUCCCUGGAGGGUUGGACAGACGGACAUAAGGUUCUCAGGACAUGGGGCAGUGCUGGGGGUAAGGAACGGUUGGACUUGCUCAUCUUGAGGGGCUUUUCCAACCAAAAUGACACUGUGAUUCUACUCCAUGAUGCAUCAGGCUGGAAAGCACAACAGCCAUGCUGGUCCCUGAGCUGCACCAUAUGUGUCCCAUCACCUCAUCAUCCCCCACCCUCAUUUUCCCGUCCCUGGGGCAGCUGUAGCUCAGCUCCUCCGCCCGGGGCUCCAGCUGCCCCCGUUUACCCUGGCAAUGAUUUACCGGCUGGGGGGGCCCCUCCCCAUCUCCGCCCCAUGGACCUUGGAGCCCGGGCCUGGCUCUGCCGGGCUCCUUGCCACCAAAAAUGUUUUCCCUGUGGUCCUGGGUGCCGGCAUUGCCUGGGCUGGCGUGGGGCUGGGCGCUGCUGGACGCGCUCCUGCAAGGGCUGGUGGGUGCCUGCGCUGUCUCAGUGCUCUGCAGCCUCCUGAGGGUUUAUCUCUACAUCCAGUGCCUGAACGACCCGGAGCGGCAGGCGGAGAAGGCGGCGAUCGGGGCGCAGCGGCGGGUGCUGGAGCUGCUGCACGUGGCGGUGCUGGCGGCGCUGCUGGCGCUGGUGGGAUCCCGCGUGGCCGCGCUGGUUGUGCUGGAGUUCUCCCUGCGCGCCGUCUCCACCGUCCUCUCCCUCGGCAAGGGCGCCCACAGCAGCCAGCUCUACCUGCUGUGCCAGUACUCGCUGGGCUGCGGCGUGUCCUGCGGCCUCAGUUUCCUGCUGGAAGGGGCUCCCCAUGGGACCUGUAAUCUGGCGCUGGCGGCCGGGCUGGCGGGGCUACUGGCCACCUACACCCAGCGCUUGGCCCGGCACGUCUGCACCCUCUACGAGCUGCACAGCCGAGCGCGUUACUGCGGCGUCUGCAUCCUCCUCCUCACCGUGGGUCACGGCAUCCCCCGGCUGCUCCGCAACGCUCUGACCGUCGCCUUCGCUGUGGGUGACUUGGCCGCCGUGGCGCUCAUCAACCGGGAUUUCCUCUCCGCGGCUGAGGCCGUGCGCUUCUGGACGCCGCUCACCAUCUGCUACACGCUGCUGGUCAUCUACAUGCAAGAGGAGCCGGGGCAGAGCGCCGGCGGGCGGGCGGCGUACCAGACGGUGCUGGUGCGGAUGGGCGGCCUCUUCAUCCUCCUCCUCACCGUCGGCCGCUGGACCGACGUCCUGCACGUCUUCAUCUCGCUGCUGGGAGAGCUGUGGUGUCUGCUGCGCGCCGGCACCAUGCUGGAGUCGUGCUGGCGGCAGGAUUUGGUCCCAGGAUCUCGGCUGGACGGGCAGUUGGGAUCAGGAUCAGAAGAGACGUCGUGAUGAGCUACGGGGUGUAACCGGGCGGCAGAAACUCUGGGUGGCUUUGUCCAGCUCCACGAAAUAUGGGUGUCCCUUAAAUCCUCCUCAUUGCGUGUCCCCCGUGGGGAUGAAGGAAAAAGGGCUUCUGGAAGGUGCUUGGCCCCAUGCUGUGGGGCAGGGGAGGCUCAUGUGGCCCCUUUUUUUGGGGGGACCCUGUGAGGUUGCAGCGGUGCUGGGAGUUCACUCCCUGGUCCCGCCGGGGAUGUGGGAUGCUGAUGGACGUCCCUGUCCUGGCAGCUGCAGGGCCGCACUGUUGGGGUGCAGGGCCCUCUGGGGGCAUAUAAAUCUCAGAAAAUAAAGUGUUUUCCAGCAAAAUCCA